UCAUUAAUAUUUAAUAAAACUUUAUUCUCUCUCUCUUUUCCAGCAGGCUUCCUAAAAUUGUCAGCAAUGGAGGAAGAAGUAAGCCAAAUGCAACCCCUGAAUGAGAAGCAGGUGCCAAACUCAGAAGGUGGCUAUGUAUGGCAGGUCACUGAUAUGAAUAGACUGCACCGUUUUUUGUGUUUUGGUUCAGAAGGUGGCACUUACUAUAUCGGGGAGAAGAAACUGGCCUUUGAAAAUGCAGAAGCUUUAAUAAGAUUGAUUGAAGAUGGCAAAGGCUGUGAUGUGGUACAGGAAAUAAAGACGUUCAGCGUAGAAGGGAGGACAGCAAAACAGGAACCAUUGCUUUUUGCUCUAGCAGUUUGUUCACAGUGCUCUGACGCAAAAACUAAACAAGCAGCGUUUAAGGCUGUUUCUGAAGUGUGCCGCAUACCAACCCAUCUCUUUACUCUCGUCCAGUUUAAAAAGGAUCUGAAGGAGGGGAUGAAAUGUGGCAUGUGGGGCCGUGCCCUGAGAAAAGCUGUUGCAGACUGGUAUAACGGGAAGAAUGGCAUGGCUCUUGCUCUAGCAGUUACAAAAUAUAAACAAAGGAAUGGCUGGUCUCAUAAAGACCUUCUGAGGUUGUCCCAUCUAAAACCCUCGAAUGAAGGAAUUGCUGUAGUCACUAAAUAUAUCACCAAGGGAUGGAAGGAAGUUCAAGAGGCAUAUAAAGAGAAGGCACUUUCUGCUGAGACUGAAAAACUCUUAAAAUAUCUGGAAGCAGUGGAAAGAGUAAAACACACAAAAGAUGAAUUGGAGGUUAUUCAUUUGAUUGAAGAGUAUAGUUUAGUUAGGGAGCAUCUCCCAACAAACCAUUUGAAAUCUAAAGAGGUAUGGAAAGCAUUGCUACAGGAAAUGCCCCUUACUGCAAUGUUGAGGAAUUUGGGAAAGAUGAUAGCAAAUUCAGUACUAGAACCAGGAAGCCCAGAAGUGUCACUAGUAUGUGAAAGACUGAAAAAUGAGAAAAUGCUAAAAAAGGCUCGAAUACAUCCAUUCCAUGUUUUGGUUGCAUUAGAGACCUAUAAAGGAGAACGUGGAUUCCGGGGCAAGCUUCAGUGGCAUCCUGAUAAGGAUAUUUUAGAGGCUCUUGAUGCUUCAUUUUACAAAACAUUCAAGAUGGUAGAACCAACAGGAAAGCGCUUCAUACUUGCAGUUGAUGUCAGUGGUUCCAUGUCACAGAAAAUUCUUGGUAGUGUGAUAGAUGCUAGUACAGCUGCUGCAGCAAUGUGUAUGGUUGUUGCACGUACUGAGAGAGAUUCCCAUAUUGUUGCUUUUUCCGGUGAAAUGGUCCCCUGUCCAGUGACAGUAGACAUGACAUUACCUCAAGUAUUAGAGGCAAUGUCUACAAUUGAAAUGGGUGCCACUGAUUGUGCUCUCCCAAUGAUAUGGGCUGAAAAGACUAACACAGCUGCUGAUAUCUUUAUUGUUUAUACUGAUAAUGAGACGUACUUUGGAGAUAUUCACCCUGCAGUUGCUUUGAGGAAAUACAGAGAGAAGAUGAGCAUUCCAGCAAAACUGAUCGUUUGUGGAAUGGCAUCAAAUGGUUUUACCAUCGCAGAUCCAGAUGAUAGAGGCAUGUUGGACAUAUGUGGCUUUGACGCAGGAGCUCUUGAAGUUAUUCGAAACUUCACUUUAGAUUUGAUAUAAUUCCUGGAUACCUAUUACCAGUGGGUCCAUUGCUGGCAAUAGAUUUCACCCUGGGAACUACCAGCCAAAUGUACUGUACUAGAAGAUGGUACAUGAUUCACGUAUAAGAAUAAUGUUGCCUUCUAAAACAGAAAUCAAAAAAAGAAUCAUACAAGAAUUUUCUUUUUUUCUGUUGCAUACAGGUUAAAAAUAACUACACAAAUCCUGCUAAGACUAGCUACUGGGGUACAUAGUAUAUGAUUUAAUUACUUUAUAGUUUGCCAGUACUAACAUGUUUUUCUGUCCUUGCAGACUAUUUUUUUAGUUUUUUUUGUAAGAAUAAAUUGGUGAGAGACCACUGGUAUUGCUGGGUUCAAGGAGGAAGGAAAAGUAGCUUGUUUUGAUGGCUCUUGUAAAGGUGUUUGUUUAAUGAGGGGUUUUUCAUGUUUGUAUUUGAAAAGAUUAAGAUGCAACAUCUCUAUUCAAUUUUGCAAAGGAAAUAUUUUCAGAGCACAUUUGACCAUGUUACUGUGAUUGGGUACAAAAAUACUUGUCUAAUUUUAUAUGGACAAAGUAAAACUGACAAUUUUGAUUUAUCUUUUCUAAAUAGAUUGUGAUUUUGAUCUUCUAGAAUGAAAUCUGUAACUAUCUGGUAAAUUGAAAGGCAGUGCUAUGGAUUGCAAAGUUAAUUAACACUGUUGUAAAAUUGGUAUGCUUUGCAGGAAAUAGUACAAACCCUUUGUAGUAGAGAAAAGGUCCCUGAAGUUGUUUAGGUUGCUCAUCUGAUGUGAAUGUGCUGAAGUUUCGGCAGUUUCUCAGUGACGAAGAUGGACAGAGACCCUGGAAUUAGCAUUACCCUCAAGUGUGAUUGUAACAAUUGAAACGAACUUCACUGCGUGUUUUUCUUCCUCUUCCCUCCCGCCCCCCACAAAUGUGUUGAUGCUACAGAAAUAAUCAUCUUGAAUAGUGCUUUGCAAUAUUUAAAAGUGACCUUUUUUCUCUGAUAUUUACUGAUUAGAUUGACUCAGUCUAACUUUUUAAAACAGUUUUAGUUCUUAUAGUGACCGAUUCUGAGACUUCUGCAUUAUAUAGCUGCCUUGUUCACAAUUCCAAAGUCUGUCUUGUUUAGAAAUUUGAUUGCCAACUAGAUUUUUAAACUUUCUUGUGAUAAGAAACAUGUAAGGGAGAAAAUAACUGAGAAUGUCCCAACUCUGUCUUAGAGGAGGAAUGAAUAAUGUGUGCAUAAAUGUAAUGAAAUGUUUUUUUUUUGAUGUCACAUACUAAGAUACAUAGGGGAUUUGGUCAUAGUUUUACAUUUUCCCCUAAAUUGUAUGAUCAUAUCUCCCACUAAGGGUAAUUGUUUUAAAAGCUGAAUUUGUAUUUAAUCUGAAAAUGAUUGCAGUUUAUAAAAAUAAUUUAAUUAUAAUAAAUACUACAUCAAACUUCGUUGCUGUGCUACAAAACUUGCUCGUAAGUGUAAAACAUGUUGCAAUUUAAAUAGUAAAUUAAAUUCUUGUUGCUUAACUCAUUUUCAUAUGUUUAAAAUAUAAAGAAAUGAGGGUUAAAAAUAGUGUUUUGCAGGGUAAGCUAUCUUCCAUCUUCAGACAUUAUUUAACAUUUAUAGCUACAUGCCCCAUGCUUAGUGCUUCAGUUUGUGAGAUGUCACUGAAGACAUCAUACCACCUAUUAAUAUGCUUGGCACGGGAUAAAUCGGGGUGGUGAGGAAACCCACUGGCAUGAAUUUGUACAGGCCCGUUGCCUGAGCUGUUUUUCAAAUAAUGGUAUUUUGAAAAAUUGCCAGUUGAAACAGUGGCUUUCCAUCAAAGUGAAUGAGUUGUAGAUUAUCAAUUAGUAAUGCCAUAGGGAUGGGAUACAAUUUAUAGAAUGCAGGACCACUGCUCAUUAGGUUACAUGAACCCCCCCCC
Gavialis gangeticus (Gharial) is the source of this 3587-nucleotide messenger RNA. RefSeq names its product TROVE domain family member 2 (gene RO60). The record is from RefSeq and is a predicted model, not a curated record. Gene Ontology annotation, cellular component: ribonucleoprotein complex. The transcript has 8 exons. Bases 67 to 1683 code for a protein of 538 amino acids. Gene Ontology annotation, molecular function: RNA binding. Lineage: Eukaryota; Metazoa; Chordata; Crocodylia; Gavialidae.